ACUUGAUAUAUCGUGCAAUUGAAGCAACCUGUCCGCUGAGAACUUCUUGAGGCUUCGAAGAAAGUGCCAUCCAAUUCGUUAGUCUCUCUCGAAUUGACCCUUUUUUCUGCCGUCCAACCACAGCCGGCUGAUUCACGAUCCCGAGGUCUGACCGAAGAAGUUCAACCCGCCUCCUCGGUGAGAACAGCAUCCGCCGCCACCUCGUCGAGGUUUCGACCCUCCCACUUCCCAGUCGCCCAUCCAAGUCAAAUAAAUAUUGACACCUAAUCCUCCCUCAAACUACCAAUCCUCCCUGGAUAAUCAUGUCAUUUUCCAGUUUGGUCCAGGACAUCUCAUUUCGGGACACUACCCCCAGUGCGGCCAGUGAGCAACGGCGGCAAAUGGCGAGAGGUUCUUCUUCUGCUUCGACCAUAGACGACCAUAGAUCCCAGAUGUCAAGGGCAAGGUCCUAUGCGAGCACAUCUGCUACGAGCGUCAGCAUAUCUGGGGAUAUUGCAAGCCAGCUUCAUGGAGGGUAUUCCCAUCCGCUUGCCAGAACUUGGCAAGCCGAACGUCAAUUGACCAAGUCAAUGCUAAUUCUCCCACUUUUCAUUACCGACAACGACGAUGAAGAAACGCUCAUCCCAUCUCUCCCAGGCCAAUACCGCCGCGGCAUCAACAAAGUCGUUCCUUUCCUCGAACCUCUCAUCCGAAAAGGCCUCCGCUCUGUCAUACUAUUCGGUGUCCCACUUGGUCAAGGCGUAAAGGAUGCUCUUGGGACAGCCGCCGACGAUCCAAAGGGCCCUGUCAUGUCCACAAUCCGUCUCUUGCGCCAACGCUUCCCACAACUCUUCCUCGUCGCCGACGUCUGUCUCUGCGAAUACACGUCUCACGGUCACUGCGGUAUUCUACGUGAUGAUGGUGGGCUCAACAAUGAGCUUUCAGUCGAUCGAAUCUCUGAUGUCGCUAUUGCGUAUGCGCAAGCAGGAUGCCAUUGCGUUGCACCUUCUGACAUGAACGAUGGCCGAAUCAGAGCGAUCAAGCUCAAGCUGAUCGAAGCUGGAAUUUCACACAAGACUGUUCUCAUGUCGUAUGCUGCGAAAUUCUCGGGCUGCUUGUAUGGACCAUUUCGUGACGCUGCUGGCUCAGUUCCUUCAUUUGGAGACCGAAAAUGCUACCAGCUGCCACCAGGAGGACGAGGUCUUGCUCGCAGAGCCAUUGAAAGAGAUAUUGCCGAAGGUGCCGACAUCAUCAUGGUCAAGCCUGCCAGUCAAUUUUUAGAUAUUAUCAGUGACGCUAAGGAUAUUGGACGAAAUAUGCCAGUUGCGGCAUACCAAGUCAGUGGCGAAUUUGCCAUGAUUCAUGCAGGAGCGAAGGCGGGUGUGUUUGACUUGAAAACAAUGGCAUUUGAGGCCACAGAGGGUAUCUUGAGGGCCGGUGCUACUAUUGUGGUUUCCUAUUUUACCGCCGAUUUCUUGGACUGGCUUGAAUCGUAGGACGCAUGUAUUCUUGAGCCUUUUCCCUUCGAGUUUGGCGCAUGGGUUUUUGGAGUGCGUAGAUAAAAAUAUCUUGGGAAUACCAAUGGUUGCGAAAGUUAAACUGGUGGCUUAGGAAAUCAAUAAGAUGCGAGAAUUCUUUGCUAAAUAAAAUGGCUUGUAGUGUUCGAAUGU
This is a messenger RNA of Hyaloscypha bicolor E, 1649 nucleotides long. Its product is annotated as delta-aminolevulinic acid dehydratase. The record is from RefSeq and is a predicted model, not a curated record. Bases 303 to 1475 code for a protein of 390 amino acids. Gene Ontology annotation, molecular function: porphobilinogen synthase activity; zinc ion binding. The transcript is spliced from 3 exons. Gene Ontology annotation, cellular component: cytosol. NCBI's taxonomy places the organism in Eukaryota, Fungi, Ascomycota, Leotiomycetes, Helotiales, Hyaloscyphaceae. Gene Ontology annotation, biological process: heme biosynthetic process.